Molecule: messenger RNA, 492 nt
Organism: Penicillium malachiteum
Lineage: Eukaryota; Fungi; Ascomycota; Eurotiomycetes; Eurotiales; Aspergillaceae
Exons: 5
Coding region: 1-492 (163 amino acids)
Source: RefSeq, a predicted model, not a curated record
AUGAUGAGAGGCACCCUGCUGCAUGUGUUGAGAAAUGCGAUUAAUCUUGUCCUGAAGUUCUUCAACCUCCUCCUAAUUGACUUGGCGGGUAUGCACCUUGAGGAUAUUGUCCGUAACCCGCUUGUGGGUAUUGUUGCGGGCAUCUUGAGCAAGGGAACCAGCAAUCGCACCACCGAUGGUUCCAAGGAAGCCGUGAUUGGCUUUGUGGCCAGCGAAACCACCGACAGCACCACCGGCGAGGGCACCGGCAAAACCACGCUCAUCACCCUGGGCUUCGCCAGGGGCGGUCUGUUGCUGCUGCUCGUGGGUACUGUUGCGGAUAUGAUUGUUGAUAGGCCUGGGGAGGGCUCUGGGGAGGUGGAGGCCCUUGAGGGUAGCCACUGGCAUUCCCAUUUUGGGAGGAAGUUCCAUACUCAAAAUAUCCACUUACCCUUCAAGGAAGAUACUGCGACGAAAUGUCAAAGCUUUGUCCUUCAUUGGGCCACAUUUUAG